Messenger RNA from Penicillium daleae, 432 nucleotides. RefSeq names its product MAPEG family protein. The record is from RefSeq and is a predicted model, not a curated record. The transcript has a single exon. Lineage: Eukaryota; Fungi; Ascomycota; Eurotiomycetes; Eurotiales; Aspergillaceae. The coding region runs from base 1 to 432 and encodes 143 amino acids. Gene Ontology annotation, cellular component: membrane.
AUGUCGAGCGUUACUGCUUCUGGUCUUCUUGGUCCCGUCGCCGCCCUCAAUGGUUGGACUCUGGUUAUGGAAGUAUGGAUGUAUGCUGUCACGAUUCCGGAGUAUAACAAAAUCAAACCUUCGGGCCAGACCACCAAGAGCCAGAUAGAUGCGCAGAUGCCUCCCACUGCGCGGUGGAAGAGAGAUAACUACAACCAUCUCAUGGAGCAGCCCACCCAAUUCUACGCGGUCGCCUUGGCACUGGCAAUUGCUCGUGGUGGCAAGAUUGAUGAACUGGACUCGGCUCUUGCUUGGACGUAUGUCGGUACCCGCGUUUUGCACAGCUUGGUCCAAUCUAUCACCAAUACUAUGAUGGCGCGUUUCUUGCUGUUCGGCUUCUCGUCAAGUAUUCUGGCGGUUAUGACUGGAAGGCUGGCCAUGCUUGUCUUUUGA